Triticum turgidum subsp. durum (durum wheat) is the source of this 1908-nucleotide messenger RNA. The record is from the annotation of a GenBank genome assembly. Lineage: Eukaryota; Viridiplantae; Streptophyta; Magnoliopsida; Poales; Poaceae.
AUGGCGGGAUCGCGGCGAGGGGGCGACGAGGAGGCGUGCCGCGUCGGGCUCCUGGACGGGCACGGCGGCGCCAAGAAGGAUGACUGGCAGGUGGUCGCCGGCGGCGAGGAAUCCAGCAAGCUCGGGAGGCGGGUGUUGGAGGAGUCGAAGAAGCUGUGGGUGAUCGUGGCGCCGGCCAUGUUCAGCCGCAUCGUCACCUUCAGCAUGAACGUCAUCACGCAGGCCUUCGCCGGCCACCUGGGCGACCUCGAGCUCGCCGCCAUCUCCAUCGCCAACACCGUCGUCGUGGGCUUCAGCUUCGGCCUCAUGCACUAUGGGUUGCCACACGAGUCCACGUUGCUCUUCGGAUCAGUGGCAAGGAAAGGAACAAAAAAUAAUAAGAAACGAACAAGCAUUGGGAUUCCCUCGCCGUGGUUUGGAUUUAGUGGGCGGAGGCCCUAUUUCGCAUUAGAACGAACGUCCCGCCGAUUUGUUGCGAGCAGCUCUGUCGAAUCCGCACUAAAUGCUGCAAGCUCCCACUGGCAGGCACCCAUUGACUUGGCUAGACGCAGAUUAAACUUGUUGGCAGAGUAUCUCAGCAUCUCACACACUUGGCCAGCCCGUGAAACAAAGACUUGGCACGACUUGUGGAGAGCAUUUUUUGAGCGCACAAACGAGAUGGGGAGGUGUCAUUCGCCACUGUCCACUCUCAGUUUGAUUCCGAAAGCAGCUGGAGCCAUCGAGAGAGAGCUUGGCAUGGCGAGCGCGCUGGAGACGCUGUGCGGGCAGGCGUUCGGCGCCAAGAAGUUUCACAUGAUGGGCGUCUACAUGCAGCGCUCCUGGAUCGUGCUGCUGGGCUGCGCGGUGCUGCUCCUCCCCAUGUACUUCUUCGCCGAGGACGUGCUGCUGCUCACGGGGCAGUCGCCGGAGCUUUCGGCGAUGGCCGGCAGGGUCUCCGUCUGGUUCAUCCCGCUGCACUUCUCCUUCGCCCUCCUCUUCCCGCUGCAGCGCUUCCUGCAGUGCCAGAUGAAGAACUUCGUCAGCGCCGCCGCCUCCGGGGUGGCGCUCUGCGUCCACCUCCUCGUCAGCUGGCUCUUCAUCACCCGGUUCCAGUUCGGACUCGUCGGGAUCGCGCUCACCCUCAACUUCUCCUGGUGGGCCACCUUCGCCAUGCUCUUCGGCUACGUCGCCUGCGGCGGCUGCCCGGACACGUGGCACGGCUUCUCCGUCGAGGCGUUCGCCGACAUUUGGGAGUUCGUCAAGCUCUCCGCCGCGUCGGGCGUCAUGCUAUGCCUGGAGAACUGGUACUACAGGGUACUCAUCUUGCUGACAGGGAACCUCAAGGACGCGGCUAUUGCGGUGGAUGCGCUCUCCAUCUGCAUGACUAUUAACGCAUGGGAGAUGAUGAUUCCUUUGGCGUUCUUCGCGGGCACUGGAGUUCGGGUGGCGAACGAGCUGGGCGCCGGGAACGGGAAGGGGGCGAGGUUCGCGACGAUCGUGUCGUCCUUGACGUCGCUGGUGAUCGGGCUCUUCUUCUGGGUGCUCAUCAUGGGGCUCCACGACAAGCUGGCGCUCAUCUUCACCUCCAGCGCCGUGGUGCUGGACGCCGUCAACAACCUCGCCAUCCUGCUGGCCUUCACCAUCCUGCUCAACAGCAUCCAGCCCGUGCUCUCAGGUGUGGCUGUUGGGUCUGGCUGGCAAUCCGCGGUGGCCUACAUCAACAUCGGCAGCUACUACCUCAUCGGCGUCCCCAUGGGCGUCCUCCUUGGCUGGCUCUUCAACCUUGGCGUCCUGGGGAUCUGGGCGGGGAUGAUCGGCGGAACGGCCGUCCAGACGCUGAUCCUGGCCAUCAUGACCAUUCGCUGCGACUGGGAAAAGGAGGCCAUGGUCGCGAGCACACGGAUGGACAAGUGGUCCGAGGUCCGGUGA